CUGGAAUUCAAUUGUAACAAUCAUUAAGGAGCAAAAGAAAUUACAUGAUUUACACUUACUCUUCCGAAAGUUAUUGGAUACUGAAAGACGGGGAAUUUUGACUGUUGAGGGUCAUUAGUCCACAUUGUUCUCAUAUCGGGUUAGCUCUUGCUCCAAUAAGCUGUAGUUUGGUUCCUGCCUAGAGAAUUUGGUGAUCCCCUGCUACUAGAUACGGAAGCCUGUUAAGCGAAAGCUUCUUCUAUUCCGUCCACAACCAUUUGAACUAACCCCAUGGGGUUAGGGGUUAGAUUAAUUUUAAGUCUGUGCUUGUCCACGGUCUUCUCGAAUUCAGUAAACUUUAGGAAAAAGGUUUGAACGUUUUGUUGAGGUUUUUUCGUCAUACUUUAUUACUGACUUUUCAAGCAAUAAUGCUUAGUACAAAUUUUUCUCGCAGAUCAUAUACUCGUAGCGAUGCCGAUUGCUCCAAAUACUUAUCGGGGCGUUUCCCAACCAUCGUGUUUAGCCAAAGUAAAGUUUGGAUUUUUAAUGGGGUUCUGUGUUGGUGUAGCAACUGGUGCUAUAUUCGGCGGAUUCAGUUGUUUGAGAUACGGUUUACGUGGACGUGAAUUGAUUCAAACGGUCGGCAAAGGCAUGUUUCAAGGUGGAGGUACAUUUGGCAUGUUUAUGGCUAUAGGAACUGCCAUCCGUUGUUAAUAAUUUUCUCAUCAGUUUUUUGACAUCUCAAUUCCAUGUAUGCCUUCUUCGAUCUGUUUUGUUCUUCUCAAAUGCAGAAAUGACAUGUAUCUGCUAACAAUCUAUGGUGUGCUAAUGAUGAGGAAACAAUGCUUAGAUUUAGGAGUCAUAGUAUUUUACUAUCUACUUAUCUUUUCUUGUUCCGAACAUUGAUUCGUUUUUAUGUAUGACCAAAUGAUGACUGGAUUUAUUGGGUAUGAAAUAUUUUUUAAAGUUGCUGAUAAGUUUUUUUCAAUAAUCCAUGUACAUAAAUAUACAUUACAUCUUAGUGAUUAA
Molecule: messenger RNA, 1008 nt
Organism: Schistosoma margrebowiei
Lineage: Eukaryota; Metazoa; Platyhelminthes; Trematoda; Strigeidida; Schistosomatidae
Source: the annotation of a GenBank genome assembly